Messenger RNA from Anolis sagrei ordinatus, 1318 nucleotides. RefSeq names its product DNA polymerase beta (gene POLB). Lineage: Eukaryota; Metazoa; Chordata; Lepidosauria; Squamata; Anolidae. Gene Ontology annotation, molecular function: DNA binding; DNA-directed DNA polymerase activity. Gene Ontology annotation, biological process: double-strand break repair via nonhomologous end joining; base-excision repair. The record is from RefSeq and is a predicted model, not a curated record.
AGACGCUGCACCGGAAGUGGGGCGGGGCCAAGCCCGGAAGUGGGCUUCAUCAGAGCGCUGGAGGGCUUCCCGUCGCCAUGAGCAAGAGGAAAGCCCCUCAGGAAAACCCCAACGACGGCAUCACCGACUUCCUCACCGAACUGGCCAACUAUGAGAGAAAUGUGAACAGAGCCAUCCACAAAUACAAUGCUUACAGAAAAGCAGCCUCCGUAAUUUCCAAGUACCCAAGCAAGAUCAAAAGUGGAGCCGAAGCCAAGAAACUAGAUGGUGUAGGAGCUAAAAUUGCUGAAAAGAUCGACGAGUUUUUGUCUACUGGGAAACUGCGGAAACUGGAAAAGAUCCGACAGGAUGACACGAGUUCUUCAAUCAAUUUUCUGACCAGAGUUAGCGGCAUUGGUCCUGCUGCUGCCAGAAAAUUUGUGGAUGAAGGAAUAAAAACAUUGGAAGAUCUGAAGAAGAAUGCGCACAAACUGAACCAUCACCAACAGAUCGGUUUGAAGUAUUUUGAGGAUUUUGAGAAGAGAAUCCCUAGGAAUGAAAUGCUGGAGAUGCAGGAGAUCGUGCUCAGCAAGGUCAAGGAAGUGGACCCCAGGUAUAUUGCCACCGUGUGCGGCAGUUUCCGCCGAGGAGCAGAAUCCAGUGGGGACAUGGACAUCCUUCUGACCCAUCCAGACUUCACUUCGGAAUCCUCCAAACAGCCCAAGCUUUUGCAUCAAGUGGUCGACCAACUGGAAAAGGCCCACUUUGUCACAGACACACUGUCCAAGGGAGACACCAAAUUCAUGGGAGUGUGCCAACUUCCAAGCAAAGAGGAAGGAACGAACUAUCCGUACAGGAGAAUUGAUAUCAGGUUGAUCCCCAAAGACCAGUAUUAUUGCGGCGUUCUCUAUUUCACCGGGAGUGACAUCUUCAACAAGAACAUGCGCACCCAUGCGCUGGAGAAAGGCUUCACACUCAAUGAAUACACCCUCCGGCCCUUGGGCGUCACUGGUGUUGCUGGGGAGCCCCUCCCAGUAGACAGUGAGAAAGACAUCUUUGACUACAUCCAGUGGAAAUACCGGGAGCCCAAAGACCGGAGCGAAUAGCCCCUCCUCUUCCUCUCCAGCAAAGCGUGGGCUUCCCUGCCAGAACUGUCACAUUGGUGCUAUUUGGGGAUGGGGGGGGGGGGCAAAGGGUGCCCCUGUUUGCAAAAAGUAAGGUGUGUGUUCUGUAGCAUGUCUGUGUGUGUGCAUUGGAGCCCUUCAACUUUGGAUGAGGCUUAACCUUGUUUUAAUAUAAUCAUCUGAAAUAAAUAGAUGGCAAACGGGCCCCAGAACUU